CGCGCUGCCGUACCCUUCCUACGGAUCGUAAAGCGCGGAAGGUCGCGGACUCAAGCUUCCCCGGAACUUUUUCGGCCCACCGCCCCGCCCCCUUCCCAUUCCCUGUCCCCACCCCCCUUCCGGCCCCCAGGACCCCAGCCAACUGUUGUGGUCGCUUCCCUGCUUCAGCCGGGGUGUGGCUGCUUGCGGAGCUUGUGGAGGCCGGUGAGUUUGAAUUCCUGGGAUCAGCUUCUUAGCCGAGUGAGAGGACACCUGCCAGGUGCUGCCGGACGUGAUGUUUUACCGCUUGCUGUCGGUGGUCCGAAGACGGGGCAGCAGCCGAGGAUGGCAGAAGUGGUCCUCGGCCAGGAGCAGUGCAUCAGCUGCCGAAGUACAUUCUGUGGCCCUGCCUGCCGAGGCACAGGUGGUCAUCUGCGGCGGUGGCAUCAUGGGCACAUCCGUGGCCUAUCAUCUCUCCAAGAUGGGCUGGAAGGAUGUUGUCCUUUUGGAGCAGGGCAGGCUGGCUGCUGGCUCUACGAGGUUCUGUGCCGGCAUCCUAAGCACUGCCAGGCACUUGAGUAUUGAGCAGAAGAUGGCAGACUAUUCAAACAAACUCUACCAUCAGUUAGAGCAAGAAACAGGGAUCCAAACAGGUUACAUAAGGACGGGCUCCAUCUUUCUGGCCCAAACUCAGGACCGCCUGAUCUCCCUGAAGCGCAUCAACUCAAGGCUGAAGUACGUAUGCGCUAGAAGCCUGUCCUGACUGUACUGUCAGCUGACCUCUGCCGCAGGGGCCAGCGAAUGUCCUUGUCCCCCUGUGUUCUGUGGCAGUGUUAUAGGCAUCCCUUCCGAGAUCGUCUCCCCCAAGAGAGUGGCUGAACUUCACCCUCUCCUCAACGUGCACGACCUGGUGGGGGCCAUGCAUGUUCCCGAGGACGCGGUGGUGUCCUCCGCCGACGUGGCUCUUGCCCUGGCGAGUGCCGCCUCCCAGAACGGUGUUCAGAUCUAUGACCGCACAAGCAUUCUUCACGUUAUGGUCAAAAAAGGUCAAGUCACUGGUGUGGAGACAGAUAAAGGACAGAUCCAGUGCCAGUAUUUUGUCAACUGUGCUGGUCAGUGGGCAUACGAGCUGGGUCUGUCCAACGAGGAGCCGGUUAGUAUCCCGGUCCAUGCCUGCGAACACUUCUACCUUCUGACUCGCCCCUGGGAGACCCCUCUGCAGAGCAACACACCAACUGUGGUGGAUGCUGACGGCAGAAUUUACAUCCGCAACUGGCAGGGCGGCAUCCUGUCCGGGGGCUUCGAGAAGAACCCGAAACCGAUUUUCACCGAGGGCAAGAACCAGCUGGAGAUUCAGAAUCUGCAGGAAGACUGGGAUCACUUUGGUGUGUGAACGAGCUCAUGACAGGAAUGCCUGAUACUUGUCUGCGAUGCUUUAAUUUCCUAAGCGUUAGUCACCGCUGACACUGAGGCUGGGAGGAGGCCUCUUUGGUGCAGAGAGCUGAGGACUCUGGGUCUGGUUUCGCCGUAGAGCCCCUGCUGAGCUCCCUCCUGCGCAGGAUGCCGGAGCUGGAGCGUCUGGAGAUCCUGAAGCUGGUCAACUGCCCCGAGACCUUCACCCCAGACAUGAGGUGCAUCCUGGGCGAGUCUCCUUCCGUGCGGGGCUACUUCGUCCUGGCGGGAAUGAACUCCGCCGGCCUUUCGUUUGGCGGAGGAGCGGGGAGGUACCUCGCUGAGUGGAUGGUGCAUGGCUAUCCCUCAGAAAGCGUCUGGGAACUGGACCUGAAGCGUUUUGGAGCCCUCCAGAGCAGCCGCACCUUUCUUCGACACCGGGUCAUGGAAGUCAUGCCUCUGUUGUAUGAUCUGAAGGUUCCCCGUUGGGACUUCCAGACCGGGAGGCAGUUACGGACCUCUCCUCUCUAUGACCGGCUGGAUGCGCAAGGAGCCAGGUGGAUGGAGAAACAUGGAUUUGAGAGGCCCAAGUACUUUGUGCCGCCAGACAAGGACCUCCUGGCCUUGGAGCAGAGCAAGACUUUCUACAAGCCAGACUGGUUUGAGAUUGUGGAGUCUGAAGUCAAGUGCUGUAAGGAGGCCGUGUGUGUCAUCGACAUGUCCUCCUUCACAAAGUUUGAAAUAACAUCCACUGGGGAUCAGGCGUUAGAAAUUCUCCAGUACCUGUUCUCCAACGACCUUGACGUGCCCGUGGGCCACAUCGUGCAUACCGGCAUGCUCAACGAGAGUGGAGGAUAUGAAAAUGACUGCAGCAUAGCCCGGCUGAGCAAGCGCAGUUUCUUCAUGAUUUCUCCAACUGACCAGCAGGUCCACUGUUGGGCCUGGCUGAAGAAAUACAUGCCAGAAGACAGCAACCUCAUUCUAGAGGACGUCACCUGGAAAUACACUGCCCUCAAUCUGAUUGGUCCUCGAGCUGUGGACGUCCUGUCCGAGUUGUCCUACGCCCCGAUGACUCCAGACCACUUCCCAAGUCUGUUCUGCAAGGAGAUGAGUGUGGGCUACGCCAACGGCAUCCGGGUGAUGAGCAUGACGCACACGGGCGAGCCGGGGUUCAUGCUGUACAUCCCCAUAGAGUACGCCCUGCACGUGUACAACGAGGUGAUGAGUGUCGGGCAGAAAUACGGAAUCCGGAAUGCUGGGUAUUAUGCUCUCCGUAGUCUCCGAAUUGAGAAGUUUUUUGCCUUCUGGGGUCAAGAUUUAAACACACUCACCACACCCCUGGAAUGUGGACGAGAGUCUCGGGUGAAGUUAGACAAGGGGGUGGACUUCAUUGGGCGAGCUGCCCUCCUGGAGCAGAAGCAGAAUGGGGUGUACAAACGCCUCACCAUGUUCAUCCUGGAUGACCAUGACACAGACCUGGACCUCUGGCCUUGGUGGGGGGAGCCCAUUUACCGAAACGGGCAGUACGUGGGCAAGACCACCAGCAGUGCCUACGGCUACACCCUGGAGCGCCACGUGUGCCUGGGUUUUGUGCACAAUUUUUCUGAGGACACGGGGGAAGCACAGGUGGUGACAGCGGAUUUCAUCAACCGGGGAGAAUAUGAGAUUGACAUCGCGGGACACCGGUUCCAGGCCAAGGCCAAGCUCUACCCCGUCCCCUCCCUCUUCACCCAUAAACGCCGAAAGGAUGACAUGGAGCUAAGUGACUUGCAUGGAAAGUAAUGCCAGGCCAGUCUCCCACCUCCUCACCUUCUCAUCAUCUCAGGAGCUUUUCUCCUCCUCCUGGUCCCAUCCCUCUUCUGGAUUUAACCUUGGCCUCCCACCUCUUAGCUCCUUGAUAGCAUUUUAAGCGUUUAAGCGUGUCCUUUGCACCCUCUCACUUCCCUGCUGGAGUUUGCCCAUCUCCCGAUACUCACUCUGGGCUGGUCGUGCGCUCCCUUAGUGACAGGAAGGCAGGGUGGGCGAAGCCUCCACUUGCGGACACGGGUUACGGUGGCAGCCUAACGUCAGAUGCUGUGUUCUUGAAGCGGGGGGGGGGGGGGGGCUGGUGGCCUGCAGGCCUCUGGGUAAGAGUCCAUCUCUGUGGGGCUCACUUUUCUCCGAGGAACCUGUCAGUGCUGGUGGGUCGGUGCCAGUUUGGGACAGCCCUGGGGACUAGCCCCCUUUGAGCCUGGCAGCCCCUUCUCCCACGCUGUCGUGCUGGGGGUUGGCACCCCGACACCUCUAGCAAGAGGAUGACCAUCUACCUCGGUGGUAUGGGGUGGGCGUUACCUGUGGGUUUGCAGAUAUAGUUACCUGUCCUGGGCUCCGUAACGAGCCGCUUAUCAAGAUUGUUGGGCCAGAGCCAUCUGCCUAUCACUUUCUUCAUCUCUUGUGAAUCUCUGUAAGUAGAAGGGUUUGGUGGGUCUGUUGAUCUAGGUUAACAAGGCAGCCUGAGUUUGCAAGGGAAAGACCAUGUUGCCGUCUGUGUUGCUACUGCCCGCAAACAGCGCUGAGUUUUCAGUGCAAACACGACUGCUCUUCCUCCGGCUCCCCGAGUCGAGCCCUCCGACCUUGGCGCGCCUCUUCUCUAAGUGCAUGGGACGCUCGGUUCAGCCCACUGUCUCCCCACUUUCCCUCCCUUUCGAACGAGGUUGGGGAGGCAGGACAAGCAUCCUUGGGGCCGUGCUGCGUUGAAGAGAGCUACUGGGACCCCAGGUUUUGCUUCCCUGCAGAGACCAGGCAGGUCACACAGAGAUGAUGCACGCGGGUGCACUGAGGAUUCCGAGCGUGGAGGGUGAGUGAGGUUAACCUGAACCCACGGUCUGCUCUCCAUCUUCUCAUUCCAGCCGCCUCUCCGAAUCUUCUGGAACAGCAAGGGACCUGAGGUAGCACAAGGGCCCUGCACGCUUGUAAGCACUGUCCCUGUUUUCUGAGGGUGAAACUUGGAUCCCACAGACUGUGGGAUCCAUCCCCCCACUGAACUCCCCCUGAAUGUCCACAAUGAAUUUGCUAACAAACUGCUGCUAGAGAUUUUAAUUAACCAUAGCCUUUGUUGUCUUGGGUGCAUUAGCUCUGAUCGGUCCAUAAGUAUAUUACAGAAAAUUGUUUUUGGAGUUCCCGUCAUGGCUCAGUGGUUAACGAACCCAACUGGUAACCAUGAGGUUGCGGGUUCGAUCCCUGGCCUCGCUCAGUGGGUUAAGGAUCCGGCAUUGCCAUGAGCUGUGGUGUAGGUCGCAGAUGAGGCUUGGAUCUGGUGUGGCUAUGGCUGUGGUGUAGGCUGGCAGCCGUAGCUCCGAUUAGACAUUUGUGUUAGAGGAGUUUAAAAUUCUCAGGUGUCUGCCAGCUUUGGCAUUUCUCCGGAUUUCUGUUCAGUCACUUGAUCACUGACUUAAGUGUCUGCUUUCUUACAAGGGCUUCAUUAAUUUAAUGAGGGAGUGUGUAGUUAGAAUUCUCUUGGGCGGGGACACCAGAUACUGCUUCUAGGCAAAGAAGAGCUCUGUCCAGCUAGAGAGCAGAGCAGAGCAGUGAACAGCGGCUGGGAAACGUGGGGGAGCAGCACACGGGGCCCUGGCCAGUACAGGUGUCCUGCAGCAUCUGACCCAAAAAGAUGGAAAGAGAUGUAGAACUAAAGGUAUCUGAUGCUCUCUGCCACUGCAGAGUCCUCUUUACAGAUGAAAAAUUAUUUGGGACUGAAUCCAAAAGAAAUUCCAGAUUUGUAUAUAAGUUACAUCUUGUCCAUAAAUACGGGUCACACUCCUAAGACUCUGGCAAGAUGUUAAGAUUCUGGGGGCAUCACUUGUUCACUGGAACAUAUUUAUCUUCUGCACUUUACAAUCCAUCCUCGAAGUCACCUUUGGCUCAGUCAGCUCUGGGCAGUAUCUAUCAAUCUGGUCUAUUUGGUCCGAAACUGAAGGGGUGACCCUUUCUUGCCUCAGGCAUCACUGACAAUCAGAACGUCCUCCUUCCUAGGUCACUGCCAGUCCUGAGCAGGGGGACCGCAUGGGUUUGCCUUCUGUGAUGACUCACCACACCCUAGAGACGGGAAGGAUUGUCGAAGGGGUGCCUAGAGCUUUGUUUCAGGUGGUUGGUACUUUCUUCUCUCUGAAGUGAUGUCAUCACCACAUGUGCUCUCUUGGGAGAGGGGCGCCAAAAUCUUCUUAGCAUAUUCAACUGGAGAAUCAUUUUGAACCUAGAAACACAAAGUGUGCUGGCCUCAAACAGAUGAAGAACCCAGGUGGCAUGUCUCCCACGGCCGUCUCCUGCUUUGAGGUGAGCCCCUAGGUCUUUAAGCCACGUGUAAACCCCACAGUCAUGUGACUGACAGUGACGAGUUCCUUGUGACGAAAGCUCUAAUUCAGAAAGUAGAGCGAAAAGGGACAAGACCUACUUGCUGGGACAGCCCAUUCAAUGUCCCUUAACUUGUGUUUCGGUCACGUAGCACUGCACCAGCAGGAUGUGCUCCAGGCGAGAGAACUCAGCAGUUGCCGCUACAUCUCUAGUGCUCUUCUGGGGAGUCCCUGUACCCCCAAAUGCAGAGGUGCCCUUUAGCCCGGUAAUGAACCCUAGGCUUACUUUGGCCCCACAAUUCCCAUUUCGGCAGGAGCAGAGCCUGUCGCUUCUGCGUUUGAGUCUCAGCAGGAGGUGUGCUGUCCCCAGAUCCACCUUCUUGUACAGACCAAGAGUUUCAGCUGUAUCGCUUCUUUCCUGGGCUGUUGUUUCCAAAAACGUAGCUAAACAUGAAAAAUGAGCUUUCUCCUUUACCUGCCUUUGCAUGCAUUUGAGAUGUGAAGCCCCCCCACUGCCAGCACGUGUGUGGCAGGAAUGAUAGGAGCUUCCUAAAGCGAUUUUGCUUCACUAAAAGGUGUCCUCCUUGCUGUGAUUUCCAGCUCUUUUCUCCUCUGGCCUUCGGACGCGUUUGCUGGCAUUUGAGUCGUCACCGUCCCUUGAGAACCUGGGUCAGAUAGAAGGGGAUCGUCCAUGAACUAGGUCUUGGUUCUGACCCCAGACUCUGUCCUGGGAGAAGUGUUGUGCGGACUGGCUUCUAGGCAUUAACUGUGAGGUUCCUUUUUCUAUCUCUUUGUUGUCUCUGGGCCAGUGUCAUCAGCAGGGUUCAUCUUUAGUAUCUAAGAAAAGAGAAGUCAACAGUGCUUAAUGCUGAAGCAUAUAACCUACUGUUUUCAUUCUGUCUGAACACCCUCCCACCCCAUCUCUCACAAAUUUUGAUAGAAGCAGCGUUUUAUCAAUAUGAUGUAGAGGAAAGUUUCUCAUGAGUAAGGAAUUCUCGUCUGGCACGUCCCGUGCAGGCACAUGGACGCAGUAGAAGCACAGCUGGUGGAAGAGACGGCGGCUGAUGUCGCGGGCAUUAACCAGGCCCUGCAAGAGCUGGGGGGCUGUCUGUCGGCGCCCCGCCCCGCCUCUCUGCCCUCCACUUUAAGGUGCUGAGUUGUAAGGCUCCUUCAUUGUCACUACGGGGCUGGCAUCUGCAGUCUCUGCAAAUACACUAUUUUUCAAGAGGACUGAGUAUUUUUUGUAUCUCGUUGUGUUCUCCUUGCCCAUGAAACUCCAGAGCUGUUCCUUGUAUAAUAUGAGUCUGGACUUCUCUGAGUAGAGCUCUUGGAGAAUUACACAUUUCUUCAUGGGCCAUUUUUCUCAUAUUUAGAUACACCUAUUUUUAUCCUUGGCAAGCCUUCUGCCUUCUCGUUUUUCUGUCUCUUAAGGACAGAAACUCUAAGAAGUGGAGAGGAUACUUUUAGCAUCUGUUUCAGUGGAUCCAUGCCAGGUUUUCCAUGCACACCGAGAACCAGAUCCGGGAACACCGCUUUCCUCCGAGUCAGGUUCUAGUGCCUUACACUCCAGAGUGUCACAUGGUGGGUGAGGACAGGAAGGACGGAGAAAAAGUACCUUCGGCAGAUGACUGGGAAUUGAAAGCUGCUGCAGCUCGUUUCAGCGAGAGGUCUCCAAGCAGCACAGCCAAUCCCCUCCUCUUUGGUCAACUCCUGGGAGGUAUGAAAACACCUCUGCAAGUACUGUCAAGUGCUGGAACUCAUUUGCAUUUGUCAGUGUGCAGCUCAGCCCAGCCUCUUCAGUCUCAGUGUAGCGUCAGCAUGUGGUCCUGAAGAUGUUCAAGGCACUUUAGUAACUGGGCUCGUCCCCUGAGCCCUGGUGAGAAGGGCACACACGGGGACCGAGCAUUUCUGCCCUCUGAGAAUGCCGGAUUAACAGUGCGCACUGUAUUUCUAUCAAGCCAGACUUCAAUUAUGAUUUCAUGUUACUAAGUUUAUAAAUGAAUAAACAGACAUUUGAACUACA
Molecule: messenger RNA, 7722 nt
Organism: Sus scrofa (pig)
Lineage: Eukaryota; Metazoa; Chordata; Mammalia; Artiodactyla; Suidae
Source: RefSeq, a predicted model, not a curated record